AUGUUCAAACAGUCGGCUAAGAGAAUUGCAGCGGUUUCAACGACUUCAGCAAGGUCGUUCACCGUUUCAAAGAUUAUCCGGGCAAAAGGUGAUUCUUCCACAAUUGAUUCAUUUAGGUUACCCUCGCAAACAUCGAUUAAUGAGUGGGAAUUUAAAUACGAUUUUAUCCCCAAAACCGAACAGAAAGUACCUCUAAUUAGCAGAGAAGCAGUAAAGCAAGAUAUAGCUCAUGAGAAGGCUAAAUCUGUCGAAAGGGAAUUGUUCACAAAAGAGAGUAACUCAUCGCAUAAAGUUGAAGCAAACGAGGCACAUGUUGUGCACGGUGGCGAGGCCGUGAGUGCUGCACAUGAGUUGCAUGAAGAUAGAGGCAAUAGCAAACCAAUUGAUAUUUCGAUUGGGAAAAGUCAACAAGCAGGAUCAUCAAAACCGAAAAAAUCGGCCAAUCAUGAUAAAUAUAUUCAAUCUUCAGUUAACCCCAAAAUCAACGAUGCCGAUGUUGUCAACUUGGGCAACCACGAAAUCGAUCACAAGAUUGAAGAAGUAGUUGAGCAGUCUCCUGUUGUAGAUGACAUUGAACACGAUAAUUUAAAUUCAUCAAAGUGA
This is a messenger RNA of Lodderomyces oxycetoniae, 603 nucleotides long. RefSeq lists its product as uncharacterized. The transcript has a single exon. The record is from RefSeq and is a predicted model, not a curated record. Bases 1 to 603 code for a protein of 200 amino acids. NCBI's taxonomy places the organism in Eukaryota, Fungi, Ascomycota, Pichiomycetes, Serinales, Debaryomycetaceae.